GAAGGAGGAGGAGAAGAGGAACUCAAAAGAGAGCAGAAAAAAGGCAAUUCGCAUAGUCGAAGAUUGGUAGGAUAAAAAGGGGUCCCUCCCCUGCAUUUCUCCACCACCACAAACCCAAUUAACUUGCACUGCCAUUAACCAAACCUACACAAAAUAUUUACAAACACAACAGGGUCCAUCACCUCUUUUAUUCUUUCAAAGAUAAUCAUGCAGCAACAAAACAUGAGCGACGCCUAUUUCCAAGCUGCUGCCGGGAGCAACAUGAUGUUUCCAGAAGUGAUGCCCUGGAACCUCCCUCACGCGGGUUUUAACCCGGUUCAUUUCCAAACCAACCCUAUGAUCGAUCACGACCCGUUUCUCCUCCCUCCACAGCCGCCAUCCCAAUACGGAGGAGCUGCCAUGUUUAACAGAAGAUCCUACGGCAAUUACGAUGGCUCGUCUUCGGAUCAUCUUAGGUUUUUAUCCGACACGGUUCUUGGACAAAUGGUCCAUCAACCGUGUUCGGUCCCGUUCGGGCUCCAGGCCGAGCUGGGGAAGCUGAGUGCUCAGGAGAUUAUGGACGCCAAGGCCCUUGCGGCUUCCAAGAGUCAUAGUGAAGCUGAAAGGAGACGCAGGGAGAGAAUUAAUAAUCACCUUGCUAAGCUGCGCAGUCUGCUACCCAGCACAACCAAAACGGACAAGGCUUCAUUGCUAGCCGAAGUGAUACAACAUGUGAAGGAGCUGAAGCGACAAACAUCUAUCAUAGCUGAAUCAAGCCCCGUUCCAACCGAGAGUGACGAAUUAUCGGUAGAAAAUGAGGCGGACGAGGAUGGCAGAUUUGUGAUCAAAGCUUCCAUAUGCUGCCAGGACAGAAAUGACCUUUUGCCUGAUCUCAUUAAGACUCUGAAAGCAAUGAGAUUAAGAACACUUAAAGCCGAGAUUACUACACUGGGGGGUCGAGUGAAGAAUGUUCUGUUUAUCACGGCAGAUGAUCAGAAAUCGAGCUGCGACGUGGAUGAGCAGAUGCAACCACAUGAGUAUUCCAUAAGCUCCAUACAAGAAGCACUUAAAGCUGUCAUGGAGAAAUCGAGUGGUGAUGAGUCUUCUCCUGGGACUGUUAAGAGACAAAGGACCAAUAUUAAUAUCAUAUAAUCAAUUCUAAUAAUAUUACAGUGUGUAUUGUUUUUUUGUUCUAGGAUCUAGAGGGUGGUUUGUUUUUUACAUAUAAAUCAAUACAGUUUAUAAAUAUUACGUAGUAACAUAGGCGUUGGUAUUUUAUGUAAUUUUCAUAAGUGGGUUUUGUUUGGUAUACUUAAACAAAGUGAGGAUGAAUUAUGGCUGGAGAACUAUUCGGCACUUUGUGUAAUACAAUACUAUAUACUGCGCGUCUA
Molecule: messenger RNA, 1370 nt
Organism: Daucus carota subsp. sativus
Lineage: Eukaryota; Viridiplantae; Streptophyta; Magnoliopsida; Apiales; Apiaceae
Product: transcription factor bHLH30
Exons: 3
Coding region: 208-1131 (307 amino acids)
Biological process (GO): regulation of DNA-templated transcription
Molecular function (GO): DNA-binding transcription factor activity; protein dimerization activity
Source: RefSeq, a predicted model, not a curated record